AUGAAUGGAAAGUUCAUAGUAGGAAAAGCAUGGGAGAUCAUUAGAACAAAUGAGGUGGUGGUCGAUUGGCAUAAAGUAGUUUGGUCUUUAAAGGAUAUACCUCGAAACCAAUUCAUUCUUUGGCUGGCAUUUAGGAAAAGAUUGGAGACAAGAGACAGAAUUAAGAAAUAUAUGAAUAUUCUAGACGUCAAUUGCCCAGUCUGCAUAGUAAAAGAGGAAAGCAUUGAUCACUUGUUUGGGGAGUGCACAUUUGUAUCCAAGUUGUGGAUCAAUUUUGCUCAGAACAUGAAUAUCACUAAAUUUCCAUUAACAUGGAAUGAAAUCAUAAAGCUUGUAAAGAAAAGGGCUAAAGGCGAUAGCUUUUAUGCGAAUGUUUUCAAAUGUUUAUUUCGAGCCCUGGUGUACAAUACCUGGAGAGAAAGAAAUACAAGAAUUCAUAGCAUGAAUAAGAGAAUAGAAGAAAAUGUUUGGGAUAAUAUUGUUUCUGAUGACAACAUUCUCAUACAUACAUGGAGGGGAAUUUCGAUUAAUGAAGACAGUUGA
Molecule: messenger RNA, 543 nt
Organism: Impatiens glandulifera
Lineage: Eukaryota; Viridiplantae; Streptophyta; Magnoliopsida; Ericales; Balsaminaceae
Exons: 1
Coding region: 1-543 (180 amino acids)
Source: RefSeq, a predicted model, not a curated record